Messenger RNA from Pseudo-nitzschia multistriata, 1525 nucleotides. Lineage: Eukaryota; Bacillariophyta; Bacillariophyceae; Bacillariales; Bacillariaceae. The record is from the annotation of a GenBank genome assembly.
CAAGGCUCCGUUGCAAGACUGGGGUGAAAGUUCAGCGCUCGGGUGCUAAAAGACUUUGUUCGUUUCAAGAAAGUGCUUGCGUGUAGUUUGAAUGAUACUAAAGAAAUGACCAGAGUAGAAAGCAUCGAACAGCUCACGGCGGAGGCCUUUUCAGAWAUUCUAAAGGAAAACUGGUCGGAGGCGGUUCCAAAGAUCGGUUACCUUUCCGCUGCAAAAGUGGACCAAGGUGUGUUAUCGGACGUAUACCGUGUGCAUCUCGAUUACGCAACUUGUGGCAAGCCAGAAAAUAAUCGCAAGAAGGAUGCCUCGUCAUCGAUUGCCAAAGCGACGCCCCGAGAUGCCCUCCGGUCGACGGAAUCCAUGCCUCCUGCGGACUGGUUGGUCAAGUUUUGUCGCUCCGAUCUCGAUUUGUCGUGGAUGAUACGAAACGAAACGAUCUUCUACAGUCGAAUCGUUCCGGAAAUCUUGGCGCCGGCUAGCAACUCUAGCGGCGGUAACGGUCAAUUGUCAUUGUCCCSGAYAAGUCURCCAUUUGCUAUUCCGACAYUUCUGAGCGGGUCCGAUCGUCACCUUAUUAUUCAAGAAAUAACCAACGUAAAAACAUAUCCAUUGACAGAGGGCUGUCCGCCAGACAAAAUCGACUUUCUUCUGAAAUCCCUGGCCGCAUGGCACGCAGCCUGCUGGGAAUCAACCCCAGUACUGAAACAGUUGGAUCUAGGCAAUCCUGCGGAAAUUCACGCUGAAGGGGAAAGACUGGUCUUUCCAGCAGGAAUGGGACAACGCCUGCCCCCUUUGCAGAAAGAAGGACUGUUCAUCUCGUCGUGGGAAGAAACUGUUGAUCACAUGAUACAGGARGACGGGCAGCGCGAGGAGAAGCUACUGGAUACGGAGCUGAUGGAUUACAUUACAAAGCUAUGCCAAAAACUGUGCACCCUUAGGCUUCGWGACAUCCACGAAAAGGUUCACAAUCAUCUAGUGACAUGUGUGCACGGUGACUAUCACAUUUCGAAUUGGCUCUUUCCGACGAACGAAGAUCAAGAUAAAAAGCCAGUUCUAGUAGACUWUGCAACGGCAGGAUACGGCAAUCCACUGGUGGACUUGGUGUUUUUCAUCGUCGUGAGCACAAACGAUGAGGUGGUUUCAAACUCCCAGCUGUGUCUAGAAAAAUAUUACCAAYUUUUGAUCGAAUGCGAUCCGARUCUGUCACCGAAAGUCUCAUUGGCGACCCUGCAGGAAUGGUUUCCAUGGGCAAUUCUUUGCCAAUUCAUGAUCCUAGUGGCAUAUGACGGCAUCUGUCGAAACAUUGCCAAGGCCGAACCRGACGAGCAAAAACGAGAAAACCAAACCAGGCAUUUCUGUAAUGUGAAUCGAAGAAUGAUAUUGGCCAUACGAAGCAUCGAAAAUUGGGACGCAAUCCUGUCUGAACUCGGAACGACUUCAGGUGAAGAUCGAAAAGAGGCCCAAAAGUUUUGUGAAACUACAGCAUUGACAAUAUGAAAAGGACAAAUACAUAGAUUCACAAUUU